Messenger RNA from Strongylus vulgaris, 513 nucleotides. The record is from the annotation of a GenBank genome assembly. NCBI's taxonomy places the organism in Eukaryota, Metazoa, Nematoda, Chromadorea, Rhabditida, Strongylidae.
AUGACCGUGAUCCGUCCGCGGACUUUGUAUCCUUAUACUACGGCGGAGGGAUCGGGAUCAUGUGAACUCGGUGGACUUAGACUAGCCCCGUCAGGUCAGGUCAUCUCACCUGACGGGAAGUUUGCUACGGGCCUAUGUCCUGAUGACCCACACGAAGAAAAAGGCCAUUCUCCAAAAAUGUUCUGGCUCUUCGUCGGCAUCCGUCUCGUCUAUGCCUUGCAGUACUUUCGUAUAAACUCAACUUUCCAUCCACCAUGCACACCAUCUCGUCGCUCCAAGCUGCCGUUCGUCUGCGGAAGAAGCAUACCGUAUAUGUUAAAACGAGUUUGAGUACGGGUCAUUCUUGACGAGCUCCCGCUAACCGGCUGUCCUUGGCGUGCUCGACUAUUGCUAAAUCUUUUUCAAAAAAAGGUCCACACCUAUGAUUGUCUGCCAGCAAAAACUCUUGAACACACACAUAAAAAGCAGGCGGCUCUUCCAACACCUGAUGUAUGGCUUCUUAACCUUUGGUAA